CGGCUGGAGAACCCUACAAAACGUCGCAUGACUGCAAAAACACACAUCGAGCUGCUCGACCACAACUCAGUGUCCUAUCCAUGAAUCCGUGAGACGUCCGAUGGACAGCCGCCAAUGCAGAAGUCAAUGGUGGUGAACACAGUUAGUGGAAUUGGCUAAAUAGCUUCUCGGUGCGAGCAACGGGAUCACAACCAAAAUCACCGGAUACCGCAUAGACGAAGGCGGGAAUGCCUCUCUUCAGUCUCGCUCGAUUCUUUAGCCUUAGCUCGCUCGGACGACGCCACCGUCGCGGCGAAAGAGAACAGCGGCGAAUUAUGCGGAGCCGAUCAUCGCGGCGCGUACAGGAAGUUUCAACCGUGAAAGGUGUUGUACACAUACCAUAUAUGGAGGCCACGUCCGUCGAGUUCGAUAUUCGCAGCAAUCGAUCGAUCUCUUCGUCAUUCUACGUGAAGGGCAGCGCUGCGUGUCCGGAUCACCGCGGGUUGAUGAACUCUUUGCGCUCGUUUCGAGCACAAGGCCCUGUCGAGGUUGCCAAGAAGGAGCAGAAGAAACUCCGCAAGGCAUUGGAACGUGCGGUCAAACAAGAGCGAAAAGAAGCUCGCAAGAUGCAGAAACUCGCCAAAAAGUCCGACAGGUCAGUGAGAGAAAGAGGUGGCAGCUGCAACCGAAUCGCUUUGCUAUCUACUACCACCGUGAGCGAUUGCAGUGUCAUGUCAGACCAGGAGAUCUUGGCAGAGAUCUGGGCUAUGCGUUCAUCGUCCAUGGGCCGGGUGAGCGAUGAGAGCAUGCCUGUAGUAGACGACAAAUUGGCGGAUACUGCGCCCAUGGAGUUCUUGUUCUUCACGGGCUGCCCAGAUGACAACAGCCUGGAUGUAAGACACCGGCGGGCUCGAUCGAAAGCCCGACUGGCGCGGUACAGUGCGACGCCGUCUUUCACAACGACUGUCCCCGUAAAAUCGACAUUGGUGUCCAACAUGCCACCGCUAUUCGUGCCACGCUUUUGAGGAUAACCAGGCUGAUUCAAAUACAUCGAUUUUAUUGUUAAGCUUAGAGGAA
This is a messenger RNA of Phytophthora nicotianae INRA-310, 1056 nucleotides long. RefSeq lists its product as hypothetical. The coding region runs from base 228 to 1004 and encodes 258 amino acids. NCBI's taxonomy places the organism in Eukaryota, Oomycota, Peronosporomycetes, Peronosporales, Peronosporaceae. The record is from RefSeq and is a predicted model, not a curated record. The transcript has a single exon.